ACCUCUCCCUCCUCCCGUUUUCACAAACUCCACGAUAGCUGAAAUCGUUUCCAUACUCAACCGCUACUCUCUCACCACCAAAAAGAAAAAACGGCAAUCAAAUCCUUCCGCUUUCGAAUUUGGUUUUCCUCACAACAAAACUAAAAUGUCACUCCUCUUCCCUUCUCCACCAAUCCCAGGCUCAGCUUCCCUCCAAAAUCCAUUCCACGCGCCACCACACGCCUCGCUGCUCGCGGUGGCGACUUCAUCGACACUUUCACUGAGAAAUCAGGAUACGUUUUUGAUCUGAGUGCUUCCGAGGCCGACUUGUUGACUGAUUACAGCGUUUCCAGGAUAACCUCAAUUUACAAGAGGAAGCCUCUGAUUCUGCUGCGCCGCCUUCUCCAAAUCGGUCUGACUUUCGGGAAAUGGUUCGGCGAUCGGUACGUCGAUACUGUCAUGGAUCGCUCCGGUCAGAUGUUCGAGCUGCGGAGCUUCGGAAAAUAUUGGUAGAACUUGGUCCGGCAUACGUUAAAAUUGCUCAAGCUGUUUCCUCUAGACCUGAUUUGAUACCACCAUCAUACUUGGAUGAGCUUUCGUUGUUGCAAGACCGAAUAACUCCAUUUUCAACUGAAGUUGCAUUGAAUACCAUCGAACAAGAGCUUGGAUUACCAAUAGAUCAGCUUUUCUCAGAGAUUUCGCCAGAGCCAAUUGCAGCAGCAUCCCUUGGUCAGGUCUAUCAAGCCAGGCUUCGUCGCAGUGGUCAAGUUGUUGCUGUCAAAGUACAGAGGCCUGGAGUUAGGGCUGCAAUUUCCUUAGACAUAUUGAUCUUGCGCUUUCUAGCAGGGUUGAUUAAGAGAGCUGGUAAAUUUAAUACUGAUCUUCAGGCGGUUCUUGAUGAGUGGGCAUCAAGUCUUUUCCGGGAGAUGGAUUAUAGGAAAGAAGCAAAAAAUGGACUGACAUUAUUACAGUGGAAGGACUUAAUUGAUUAAUCUCCUUGGCUGUUGAUAGAGGUCAGUUCCAGGGAGUGGAGGUUGGAAGUAACAGUGUUUGCUUCUCACAUAAUCAGUUUGCUAAAGAUACAAUGUUGUUCAGGCAUGCAUCAGAAUGCAACAAUUGGGCAGCAAAAUGUAUAUUGAGAACUUUCGAGUAAGUCCCGAGAUUGAAGAUAAAUUAUGAAAAAAGCCAUCUUAUGGGAGUGCAUGUCCAAGACGAGUGGAAAUUGAAUAUAGGGCUGAUGUAUGU
Molecule: messenger RNA, 1224 nt
Organism: Rubroshorea leprosula
Lineage: Eukaryota; Viridiplantae; Streptophyta; Magnoliopsida; Malvales; Dipterocarpaceae
Source: the annotation of a GenBank genome assembly